Messenger RNA from Dromiciops gliroides (monito del monte), 2105 nucleotides. RefSeq names its product ubiquitin specific peptidase 39 (gene USP39). NCBI's taxonomy places the organism in Eukaryota, Metazoa, Chordata, Mammalia, Microbiotheria, Microbiotheriidae. Gene Ontology annotation, molecular function: cysteine-type deubiquitinase activity; zinc ion binding. The transcript has 13 exons. Gene Ontology annotation, biological process: protein deubiquitination; spliceosomal complex assembly; mRNA processing. The record is from RefSeq and is a predicted model, not a curated record. Bases 59 to 1777 code for a protein of 572 amino acids.
GCCCCUGCGCCUGCGCGGAGGAGCAACGCGCGCGCGGCGGAACCGGUGGCCGGAGGGGAUGUCUAGCCGUUCGAAACGGGAGACGCGGAGCUCCGCCCGGGGCAAGCGGGAUGCGGAGUCCCGGAGUAGUUCGAGUCGGUCGAAGCGGGAGCGAGAUUCGGAGACCACGGGGUCUCGGGGAAGCCCGGUGCGUGUGAAGCGGGAACGGAACUCUGAGCCGCCGGCGGCGCGAGACUACUCAAGCGGGAGCGUAACCGCGCUCGUGCCCGCGCCGCCGCUGCCGGGGACGCGCGUGAAGCGGGAGCGGGAGGCCGACGAGGAUUCGGAGCCGGAGCGGGAGGUGCGAGUGCGAUAUGGACGCUUAGACUCUGAGGACCGAAGAAGCCGCCAUUGCCCUUACCUGGACACCAUUAACAGGAGUGUCCUGGACUUUGACUUUGAAAAACUCUGCUCCAUUUCGCUUUCACACAUCAAUGCGUACGCCUGCCUGGUGUGUGGCAAAUACUUUCAGGGACGAGGGUUGAAGUCUCACGCCUACAUCCACAGUGUCCAGUUCAGCCACCAUGUUUUCCUUAACCUGCACACCCUCAAAUUUUACUGCCUUCCAGACAACUAUGAAAUCAUCGACUCCUCGCUGGAGGACAUCACCUAUGUCCUGAAGCCCACGUUCACCAAGCAACAGAUUUCAAACUUGGACAAGCAGGCCAAGCUGUCUCGGGCUUAUGAUGGAACCACAUACCUGCCUGGUAUCGUAGGGCUGAAUAACAUCAAGGCUAAUGACUACGCCAAUGCUGUGCUUCAGGCUUUGUCUAACGUCCCCCCUCUCCGGAACUACUUCCUUGAAGAAGAGAACUAUAAGAACAUCAAGCGUCCUCCCGGGGACAUCAUGUUCUUAUUGGUGCAGCGUUUUGGAGAACUGAUGAGAAAACUCUGGAAUCCUCGAAAUUUCAAGGCACACGUCUCUCCUCAUGAGAUGCUUCAGGCCGUCGUUCUGUGUAGCAAGAAGACUUUUCAGAUCACUAAGCAAGGGGAUGGCGUGGACUUUCUUUCCUGGUUCCUGAAUGCCUUGCACUCAGCCCUGGGGGGGACAAAGAAGAAAAAGAAGACUAUUGUGACAGAUGUCUUCCAGGGGUCUAUGCGGAUCUUCACUAAGAAACUGCCACACCCAGAUCUGCCAGCAGAAGAGAAAGAGCAGUUACUCCAUAAUGAGGAGUACCAGGAGACGAUGGUGGAGUCUACCUUUAUGUACCUGACCUUGGACCUUCCCACUGCUCCGCUCUACAAGGAUGAGAAGGAGCAGCUCAUCAUCCCCCAGGUGCCGCUCUUCAACAUCUUGGCCAAGUUUAACGGCAUCACUGAAAAGGAAUACAAGACUUACAAGGAGAACUUUCUGAAACGCUUCCAGCUCACCAAGCUGCCCCCGUAUCUUAUCUUUUGUAUUAAAAGGUUUACCAAGAACAAUUUCUUUGUGGAGAAGAACCCGACCAUUGUCAACUUCCCCAUCACAAAUGUGGACCUGAGGGAAUAUCUCUCUGAGGAAGUGCAGGCUGUGCACAAGAACACCACCUAUGACCUCAUCGCCAACAUCGUGCACGACGGGAAACCCACCGAGGGCUCCUACCGGAUCCAUGUGCUUCACCACGGCACAGGCAAGUGGUAUGAACUCCAGGAUCUGCAAGUCACUGACAUCCUCCCCCAGAUGAUCACACUGUCUGAGGCCUACAUACAGAUAUGGAAGAGGCGGGACAGCGAUGAGACCAACCAGCAGGGGGCGUGAGGGGCCACCUGCCUGCCUCCCUCCCAGUGACGAUGGAAGGAGCCGGGACUGGCACAGCCGGGCUGGCGGGGCCUGUCUGCCCCUCUUUCACUCCUCUGUGGUUCUGUCUUCCACUCCGGCUCCUGCCCAAGCCCUCGGGCUGUCUCUUCACGAUGUAAUUGAUUUCUCAGGAGCCCCCAGAAGCCUGAAGGACCUAAGAGAAAGAGGGCGUUGUCCCUCACACGCUUCCUGCCCCAGAAGGGGCCGCGAGCCUUCCGAGCUUGCUCCCCAAGGAAGAGGAUGACCUUUCCCCUUUGGAUAGCUCUGAUUAAACACACGCUGUUCUUAA